AUGCAGGAGGAAGAAAAGGAGCGUGUACGACAAGCAGAGGAAUUUGAGAAGGAGCCCCUAUGUCAGGAGCCAGACCUUGAAGCAAGAGGUAGACUCACACACAUCGCACUGGGGGAGGAGGAAUGGAAACAUUCAGACUUCAUCACCCACCAGCGAGUGAAGGAGCUCGGAAAUAGUCUCAACGUCAGUUCUCAUAUGCAGUUCAUGCCUCAGGAUGUCAUUGACUUGCGUGGUCGUGUGUGGCUGGCUGUUAAGGAGAUAGCAGCUGCCGAUAAGGAAUCUUUCAAUCGUCAGAUAAGUAUGUCUCGAAGUGGUUCUCGACGCGGUGACCACUGGAACCAAGAACACGGCCCUGAUGGCUGGGCUGUUAUGGGUGGCAAUUCUGUUCCAUGGGCACCUCCCCAGGCUCGUGAUCUGUCGCAGUUUGGGAAAAUCUUCAAUGGCCCAGCCAUGGGAAUGGUGAUGUGUUCAAGCGGCGUCUUCAUGGCUGGCAAGAAGGACAGCAAGCAGGAGACACUUUCCCAGACGAAUUCGGUUCCAUGUGCUCAGUCAGAACCUGAAUUCGCCGCUAAGGCCUCUACGAAACCCGGUCAUUGGUCGAGUCAGAAACUGAACAGGUGGAGAUCUACUUUACCAAUCUUCUUGACGAGCAUCGCUUCCUGGCUCGUGGACAAGCUGCUUGCGUCCACGCUCGAGAGCAAGGAGGCAGAUGCAAGGCUACGAAAUAAUGGACAGUGUGCACUUGAGGUCAUUGAGGGAGGGUUCAUGCCUAUGGCGGAAUUUUCCAGCAAUAUUGUCAUUGAUGCUCUCAAGGCGUUUGACUGCAUGACCAUUAUACUCGAGGGUGCUGGAUUCGAGAAUGACCCUGGGAGACUCCAAUGA
Molecule: messenger RNA, 882 nt
Organism: Suillus fuscotomentosus
Lineage: Eukaryota; Fungi; Basidiomycota; Agaricomycetes; Boletales; Suillaceae
Exons: 5
Coding region: 1-882 (293 amino acids)
Source: RefSeq, a predicted model, not a curated record